AUGCGGCCUCAACGGGAAUAUCAUAUUGUGGUUUUGGGAGCAGGUGGUGUGGGCAAGAGUUGCCUGACGGCGCAAUUUGUACAAAAUGUCUGGAUUGAGAGCUAUGACCCAACCAUAGAGGACUCAUAUCGCAAGCAAAUUGAGGUCGAUGGCCGACAAUGCAUACUCGAGAUAGAAUUAUACAUGAAGCAAGGUCAGGGCUUCCUGCUUGUCUUCUCCAUCACCAGCAUGUCUUCCUUGAAUGAGCUUUCCGAACUCCGGGAGCAGAUCAUCCGUAUCAAGGAUGAUGAGCAUGUUCCCAUUGUCAUUGUCGGUAACAAGUCCGACCUGGAGGAAGAUCGCGCAGUGCCUCGUGCGCGGGCCUUCGGGCUCUCCCAAACAUGGGGCAAUGCUCCAUACUACGAGACCUCGGCUCGGCGACGCGCCAAUGUCAAUGAGGUCUUUGUCCAUCUCUGUCGUCAGAUCAUCCGAAAAGACUUGCAGGAACCCAGCGGAGGUGUCGACACCACCCGCAAGCGCGAUGGGCCCAGCAGGGGUGACCGCAAGAGGGACAAGGGAUCCGGUGGACGCCGGCGAUCUCCAUGUGUCAUCCUCUGA
Messenger RNA from Penicillium diatomitis, 597 nucleotides. RefSeq lists its product as uncharacterized. Gene Ontology annotation, biological process: signal transduction. The record is from RefSeq and is a predicted model, not a curated record. Lineage: Eukaryota; Fungi; Ascomycota; Eurotiomycetes; Eurotiales; Aspergillaceae. The transcript is spliced from 5 exons. Gene Ontology annotation, cellular component: plasma membrane. Gene Ontology annotation, molecular function: GDP binding; GTPase activity; GTP binding. Bases 1 to 597 code for a protein of 198 amino acids.